Messenger RNA from Periconia digitata, 5838 nucleotides. The record is from the annotation of a GenBank genome assembly. Lineage: Eukaryota; Fungi; Ascomycota; Dothideomycetes; Pleosporales; Periconiaceae.
UUUAUAAUUCUCCGUGCGUCUUGCGCUUGCCGCUCUACACACGUAAACAUCAUGAGUGGCACGAGGUUGGACCGUCUCGUAACCCUGCUCGAGACCGGCAGCACCGCUCUGAUUCGAAACACGGCUGCUGACCAGCUUGCCGAUGUCCAAAAGCAACAUCCCGAGGAUCUGUUCAAUCUUCUCACUCGUGUCAUCCCCUAUCUUCGUUCCAAGAGUUGGGAAACCCGAGUUGCAGCUGCCAAGGCCGUGGGAGGUAUCGUUGCUAAUGCCGAAAAGUUCGACCCCAACGAUGAAGACGAACCAGUCAAAUCCGAGGUGAAACCCGAGGCCAACGGUCACCCAAAGUCCGAAGAGAGCAAUGGUGCUUCCAAAGAGGAAGACGAUGAUGCUGUCAAAGAAGAGAAUGGUCACGACAAUAGUGAUCUCCUGGACCUUGACACGCUCGACCUUGGAUCCAUCCUGAAAUAUGGCCGGCAACUCCUUGGUAGCGCUGGGAAAGAGUAUGAUUACAAGCUCGCUGCCAUGGACCCUACCGCGCGGUUAGCCCAUCAGAAGAAGAGCCUGUCUGCACGGCUGGGUCUAGGCGGCGAAUAUAUAGAGGACGAUCUCGUGGCAGACCAAGAUCUCGUGGCGCAAACGCCGGGCGCGAAAACUCCCGCAAUACCACGCAUUGACACGACUGUAUCGAGGUCAGACAGUAUCGCUUCUGCUUCGAAUGCCUCCCCUCCCCCAGGCACCACUCCCAUUGGCGACCAACCUUCGCUGAGCAAACGCCAGCUCAACGCAUUGAAGCGCAAAGCGAAGAAAGACCUUGCCGGCAAAGCUACCAAAGUGCAGAUUGUAGAUCUAGGGCCAGCUCCUCGUAAGAGUUCAUCGCAUGAGGUACCACCACAGACACCCGCUCCCCAUCCUAUUAAACAGGAGCCCAAGGAAGAGAAUGGGGAAGAAGGCGUUGGCGACUACUUCUCGUUGGACCGACAAGGAGGCGACGACGCGCAGAAAUUCGUAAAAGAAUUCAAGGGUCAACCGGCGCCAGACAAAUCUUCCUUCCAAAACGAAGAGGAAGAGGAGGGCCUGGAAUGGCCCUUUGAGCGCGUAUGCGACUACCUGAGCGUCGAGAUGUUCGAUCAUGCUUGGGAAGUCCGACACGGCGCUGCCAUGGGUCUUCGUGAGAUACUUCGUGUGCAUGGCGCAGGCGCAGGACGACAAAAAGGCCACACUCGUGAUCAUAAUGACAGGCUCAACCAGAGAUGGCUCAACGACAUAGCAUGCCGCAUUUGCUGCGUGUUCAUGCUAGAUCGCUUCGCGGACUACACGUCCGAUAAUGCAGUGGCACCAAUUCGAGAGACAGCCGGUCAAACGCUUGGAGCUCUGUUGCAACAUCUAUCCAAGGAAAGUGUACUGGCAACGUUCAAUGUCCUGCAGCGCUUAGUAAUGCAGCACGACGGCACGGCGAGCCAUUGGCAAGUGUGCCAAGGUGGUAUGAUAGGCAUGCGUUAUCUCGUCGCUGUACGGAACGACCUUCUCAUCGCAGACGGCUCUUUAAUGGAUGGCGUCUUGGCUGUCGUUAUCAAGGGCCUAGGUCAUUUGGACGACGAUGUUCGUGCAAUAAGCGCAGCAACUCUCAUUCCCGUAGCGAAAGAGUUUGUCGAAAUGCGCCCCGAGCGCCUCCAAGAGCUCAUGAACCAGGUCUGGUCAUGCUUGUAUAGCUUGCAGGACGACCUUAGUGCCAGUACUGGAUACAUCAUGGACCUCUUGGCUAAGCUGUGCAGCUUUCCCCAAGUGCUGGCAGCCAUGCAGCUCAACGCCCAAACCGAUGAAUCGCAGUCCUUCCAUGAGCUGGUUCCGCGGUUGUUUCCCUUCCUGCGCCAUACAAUCACAAGUGUUCGCGCUGCUGUUCUCCGAGCUUUGCUUACAUUCCUCAACAUCGAAGAUACCGCCACUGACGGAUGGAUCGACAGCAAGGCCCUGCAAUUGAUAUUCCAAAACAUUCUACUCGAACGUAACGAUAAUGUUCUCAAGCUUUCACUCCAGCUGUGGAACGCCGUUGUCGAUAGUCUCGGUAGUGACAGGCUUCAUACUCAACUGGAACCUGUUCUCAGCUCGAUAGUCUCGCUCGCUCUCACACCCAUUGGCGUAUCAAGGCACCCAAUCACUAUGGAUAUGUCCCUGCUAAUUCGGCCAUCUGGCCAAGUGUUCGGCCCUCCCCCUAGCCAGCAACCUGUCCGCCGCUCGUCACCCCCAGCAAACGGAGAACAGACUGCUAAGCGACGUAAGAAGUCACGCGUAGGCAAGGAGGAGACUCCAACAGUUUCCUCAUCAUCUCAUACUCAUAAUGUAGAUGGUCCCAUGAUCAGUGGUGACCUUGAGCUUGUCGGAUCUGAGGUUAUGAUUCGCUCCAGGACUUCAGCAGCGCGGGCGCUUGGAAAAGCCAUGGCGCUUUGGCCCGAGGACUUGAGAGUGGAGGCCUUCAAAUCUAAGCUGCUACCAGCUCUCUCAUCGUCCAACUCUACGACCCAACUGACAACCGCAAUGAUCGUCGAAGAGUUCGGAAAGUCGCUUGAGAAUAAAGAUGCCUUGGCUGGUAUGUUUGCGACAGCAUUGGUUCCGGUUGUGGAAACGGAGAGGCCAACUGCAUACGAGGAUCUCGUUCCAAAGUUGCAGAUUGUGCGAACCCAGUGCACGGCCUUGCUCAACAUAUUCAGGGAUGGCCAUGUCACCAAUCUCCCCAACAUUGCUGUCGUUGUACAGGGGGAUCCUUCUGCUAGCCAAUACGCGUUUGGUGUGGCGGAUGCUGAGAGGAUCUUGACCACUCAAUAUGAGAAGAUGAAGAAGUCAAUGACCCCAGCCGCGCGCAUGGUCGCACAAUCCAACCUGGAUAACACCAAGAAAGAGGUGGAAACAACACUGCGUGAGGCCAGGGAGAUCAAAGAGGAGCGUGAUGUCCGGAUCAAGGCUGCCGCAGCAGGCGCACUCAUCGCAUUGAAAUCUCCUCCUAAAAAGAUUCCACUUUCAAUCAAGGCAGUCAUGGAUAGCAUCAAACAAGAGGAAAACUUGGAGCUGCAGAAACGUUCUGCUGCCGCAGUAGCCGGAUAUAUUGAGCACCUUGUCGCAAACAACAGAAACGGCGUCGUCAACAAGGUUGUCGGCAAUCUUGUCAAGUUUUACUGCAUGGAGACCGCAGAGACGCCCGAGUUCCGUCCGGAUGUCGAGACUGGCAUUCUUACCCUUAAGAAGGACGAAGAUAUCAGGGACCACCCGGAUGCGGCCAAGUUCGCCCUCGAAUCUAAAACAGCGCGAAUCACUAGGCGUGGCGCCAAAGAAGGCCUCGAACAGACGGUCCAGAAGUUUGGGGCUCAGAUUUUCGAAAAGGUGCCUAUUUUGAGAGAGCUGAUUGAGCGACCGAUACGCAAAGCCUUCACCAAUGAGACGUUGCCCCCAGAGAUUGAUAACGAUGAUCAUGUCUUCGGCCAAGAAGUAGUGGAUGCUCUCUCUACGCUUCGAGCACUCGUCGGCAGUUUCCACCCUGAUGUGCGCAGUUUCGUUCAAGACCUGCUUCCGCUGGUCGCGAGUGCACUCCAAUCAAGAUUAUAUGUGCUUCGUUACGCAGCAGCAAAGUGCUUUGCCACGAUCUGCAGUGUCAUGUCUGUAGAAGGCAUCACGAUGCUUGUCGAGAACGUAGUUCCUUCUAUCGGUAAUUCUGGCAAUGUUCACGCUCGACAAGGUGCGAUCGAAUGCAUCUACCAUUUGAUACAUGUCAUGGAGGACAGCAUCCUUCCUUAUGUUAUUUUCCUGAUCACCCCAGUUCUUGGUAGGAUGAGUGAUUCUGACCAUGACGUGCGCCUGCUCGCCACGACGAGUUUUGCUACCCUAGUUAAACUUGUACCCCUCGAAGCUGGUAUUCCUGACCCGCCUGGACUACCGGAAUCUUUGCUUCAAGGAAGGGAGAAGGAAAGAAAAUUCGUCGCCCAAAUGCUGGAUGCCAAGAAGGUUGAGCCCUUCGAGAUCCCUGUUGGUAUCAAAGCCACACUUCGCUCUUACCAACAAGACGGUGUCAACUGGCUGGCGUUUCUCAACCGCUACAAUCUUCACGGUAUCCUCUGCGAUGACAUGGGACUUGGAAAAACCUUACAGACUCUCUGCAUGGUGGCGAGUGAUCAUCACAUGCGCGCAGAAGAGUUCGCUAAAUCUGAGGAUCCGAACUGCCGUCGUCUACCUUCACUCAUUGUAUGCCCACCAACAUUGUCUGGGCACUGGCAGCAGGAGAUUCGACAGUAUGCGCCAUUCCUUUCUUGUGUUGCUUACGUCGGCGCUCCCGCAAUUCGUUCGCAACACCGUGAGCAGCUCGACAAGGUGGAUAUCGUGAUCACUUCUUAUGACAUUUGCCGUAAUGAUAACGACCUUCUCAAACCACUCAAUUGGAAUUACGUUGUGCUCGAUGAGGGCCAUCUGAUCAAGAAUUCCAAGUCAAAAACCAGCCAGGCCGUCAAGAAUUUCCAGUCAAACCACCGUCUCAUUCUCUCUGGUACGCCUAUUCAAAACAACGUGCUUGAACUGUGGUCCCUCUUCGAUUUCCUCAUGCCUGGCUUCCUCGGUUCGGAGAAGGUCUUCCAAGAACGCUUCGCCAAACCGAUUGCUGCAUCGCGGUUUGCUAAAUCAUCAUCCAAAGAGCAAGAACGCGGUGCGUUGGCGAUCGAGGCCCUACAUAAGCAGGUCCUCCCUUUCCUUCUCCGGCGUCUCAAAGAAGAAGUGCUCGACGAUCUACCACCUAAGAUCAUCCAGAACUACUACUGCGAUCUCUCUGACUUGCAGCGCAAACUCUUCGAGGACUUCACCAAGAAAGAAGGCACGGAGAUUCAAAACAAGGCUGGAAGUGCGGAUCGCGAAGCCAAGCAGCACAUUUUCCAAGCCCUCCAAUACAUGAAGAAACUCUGCAAUUCUCCAUCUAUGGUUAUCAAGCCCAACCACAAGCAAUAUGAUGCCACGCAGUCGUACUUGAAGAAGAACAAUACGUCGCUUGAGGACAUUGCACAUGCGCCUAAGCUCAAUGCACUCAAAGACCUUCUAGUAGAUUGCGGUAUCGGCGCUACAGACAUGGAACCAACCAAGGCAGGCGCAAAUGGCGAUCUGCCUGAAGCCGUCUCUCAACAUCGUGCUCUCGUCUUUUGCCAGAUGAAGGAGAUGCUGGAUAUGGUUCAGUCUCAAGUCCUAGAGAAGCUGUUGCCCAGUGUACAAUUCAUGCGCCUCGAUGGAGGUGUUGAUGCAACGAAGCGACAGGAUAUCGUGAACAAGUUCAAUUCGGAUCCUUCCUACGAUGUUUUGCUGCUCACAACUUCUGUUGGUGGUCUUGGCCUUAACCUCACAGGAGCCGACACGGUCAUCUUCGUCGAACACGAUUGGAACCCGCAAAAGGAUAUACAAGCAAUGGACCGCGCGCAUCGCAUUGGCCAAAAGAAGGUCGUUAACGUGUACCGAAUCGUCACUCGUGGUACCCUUGAAGAGAAGAUUCUGAACCUCCAACGAUUCAAGAUCGAUGUCGCUUCGACGGUGGUCAACCAACAAAAUGCAGGCCUCGGCUCUAUGCAAACAGAUCAAAUUCUCGACCUCUUCAAUGUCUCAGCCGAUAGCGCCGAGCCUGGUGCAUUACCUCCGCCGCCUACCAAUGCAAACGGUGAGGGCGGCUCGGGCAUUAGCGAGAACGAUGCGGUGGAUGCGGAAGGCAAUCUGCGAGAGAAGGGCAAAAAGGGCUUCCUAGACGAGUUGGGCGAUUUGUGGGACGAGAAUCAGUACGAAGAGGAAUUCAAUCUGGAUGGUUUCUUGGGCAAGAUGAAAGGUUGA